UGCGCGAGCGUCACACAUCACGGACACCCAGAAAUUCGCUUAGUUAGUCCCCAGACUCUGUGCCACUCGCACGCAUGGAGCUCUAGCAUUUCCCGCGCUCGGUAGUGAUAACUGACAACCGGUGAUGCCCGCAAAUCGGAUCUAGUGCUUAUUAUCAAACUCCUUCAACUACCACCACAAUUGCUGACCUUCAUAUAUAGGGAGCCGCGCGGAUGUGCUCGCUGGGAGAGUCGGGCCGCUGAGGCCCGCGCGGGCUGAUGGCGGCCCCGGGUGUGCUCGCGCUGCUGGCGGCCGCCGCGCUGGCCGCUCUGGCCGCGCUGGCGCAGCCGGCGCUCGCCGCGCGCUUCGGGGACCGACUCGCGCCGCGCGUGCCCACCUACACGCCGCGCCACGCGCUCCACGACCGCCACGUCUCCAGCGCCGAGUAUGACGAGUACGACCAGGAGUAUGAAGAACAAGCCUCCUUCGACGAUCAUGAAACGCCUUCGGAAACGGAACCCCCACCUCGGCGGCCGGCCCGUACCGAAGCUCACCGUCUAGAAAUGAGCACUGAAUACUUUGUAGUGCCCCAAAAAACUUCAUCGACGCCCCCGCCGCCGACUUCUUCGCGACCAUUCGUAUCCACAACCUCACACCGCCCAUUAAAUACGACAGUGGUCGUACAAACGACGCGUAUAUCGAUGGGAGCUCUACGGCAGGAAUCUUGGGCGGUCCCAAUUUUGGCUUUGGCCUGCGUGUGUAUGGCAAUGAUCGCCGGUUUCGAAGCAUUUGUCGUGUGGGGCGCGAGCCGCACGGCGCCCAGCCGCCGCCACCUGCUCCUGGGUCAGACGCUGCUCUUCGGCUUGUUCACGUGCGCCGCCUCAGCCGCGCUGUACGUCGCCACGCCCACUGUGUUCACUUGCGGGGCCGUGCGUUUCGGAACUGGAGUCGCAUACGUAAUCGUAUUCGCAUCUCUACUCGUGAAGUGUGUAUUUUUGCUAAGCUUGAACGGUGGCGUGUAUCUGCCGGCCGCUUACCAAGGACUUUUGUUAUUUUUCGCGGUAAUGAUUCAAGUGGCCAUCGGCGCCCAGUGGCUGGGCGGAUCGCCGCCGCGAGUGAUGGCCGGCGCGGGCAGAUGUGACACGCAGUUAUCGGACUCGUUGAUGUCGUUGUGUUACGCCGCGUUCCUGAUCGCCGUGGUGUGCGGCGUGGCUCUGCGGUCACGCGGCAUCCGCGACAACUACCGCGAGGCGACGCACAUCGCGGGCGCGGGCGGCGCGACGGCCGCGGUGUGGGUGUGCUGGGUGGCGGCGGCGCUGGGCGCGCCGGAGCGGCACCGCGACGCGUGCGUGGCGGCGGGGCUGCUGGCGACGUGCGCGGUGGUGUUCGCGCUCAUGUUCGCGCCGAAGGGCCGCCGCCUGGCGGCGCUGGGCCGCGAGGGCCGCUGGGACGCGGACCGCGACGAGGGCCUGAGCUCGCUGGGCGCGGGCGGCUCGGGCUACUCGCCCUCCUUCUUCCACUUCAAGCCCGUGAAGUACGGCAUGGUGUCGGCCGCGGCGCCGCUGCCCGCGCCGCCUCCCGUGCUGGAUCGCAAGGAACCGCCCGCUCAGCCAGCCGAUUUGUACGGAGCUAUGUUCGCGAGCUCGCCGCACAUGCAUGCGCGCCCCCUGUGCCCCCCGCCGCACUACCCCCUGCACCCUUUAAUGCACUACCACUACCCGCCUUAUCACUACAUGUUGCCACCAGGCAUGAUGGUGCGCGAAGAGGGCAACGUGUACACGACCGUGGAGCCCACCUUCAGCAGCAACCCCAACGUCUUCUUCCAACGCUCGGAGCCCUUGCAUGCCGGCAUGAUGUACUGAGCAUCUGACAAACCAGCGUUCCGCCGCGAACAUGGAUUUGACAGCACCAGCCUAGCGACCAGCCUCGUUUUGCUACCCGCCGUCUAUUUACAAAUACCUAUUAGGCGAUUCAAAUUUUUACACGUGAUUACAAUUGGAACGGGAAUUAGCGUAUAACCAAGUUUUAAAACUGACUGACGUUUCAAAAGACGGGGAUAACGCCAUCUAUGACACGUCGGAGAUCAGUUUUAAAACUUAGUUAUACGCGAUUAAGUCCGGUUACAACUUUAUCGAAGAUAUAGAUCAAUGCCCGAAGUGUGUUAUGGUAACAAGUGAUACACUAUAAAUGUGAGUGUGUUUAGCAAAACGUCCCACUUUGUCGAUUGCUAAUUUGCUAUAAAGCCGCUUUGUCAGUUUAUUCAUAUAAAGAUACUAAGCAAAUGUCGUCUAUAUGGUAAACGGCAAAGUUGGGCGUUUUACUAAACAGUAUAACAACUAUUUAGGUAUUUGUUGUAUUCCUCCGAAAUAAGAGUUUCAUUGGAUAUUUAUUUAGGUUUAAGCGAGGUCUCAGUAACAUAACGCCAUCUGGUGAAACUCUUUUUCGUAUAAAGACUGCAAAUCUUACGACCGCACUGCAAGUAUGUAUAGCGCCAAACUGGAAGAACUAUUACUUAAAAAAUCGAGGCAGAACCAUAAUGUUACGAGGAUUUAAAUUAGUCUGUUGAUUAGAAAUAGUAUGUCACCUGCUACCAUUUGGCCAUAUCGCAUAAACUAAAUUCAGAGGUAUGUAUGAUAACUUCUCCGAAAAACGAUGUUAAACCUGCUGUUACUGCAUAAAGUUGGAUAAAAAAGCAAUCCCUUCAAUAGCUACAUUAUUAGUACAUCUUUGAGGAAAUCGUAAGAAGAUAAGACUAACUUUGCUACCAAGAGACUACGUCGCUUAGUUGUCAAAUCUUUAAUUUUGAACUUUAAUUUCUAUAAUGUCAAUGCCUUAUUUGUUUCGCCACUAUGGCAUAUAAAUAUGUUGCUGCAAGGCACACAAGUGUUGACAUUAUGUCGAGGCUUCUAAUUUUAUAUGUGCGUAUAUCGGCUUUAUGCAGUAUCAAGCAGUGUACCUGAUAUCCGAAUUUUGUAAAUAUAAGUCGAAUUUUAAAAGAGUGAAAACGUGGUUUGUGAUUUUACGUGUACUUAACCCACCCUGGAAACUGAAUCAGCUGAUUUCUGAAUAGGUUAAAUAUUAUAAGAUACUAUUAGGUUUACCGAUGUAAGCUCUCUUUUAUAGUAAUUUGUAAAUAAAACUUCUGAAGACUG
Messenger RNA from Leguminivora glycinivorella, 3131 nucleotides. Its product is annotated as metabotropic glutamate receptor 6. The record is from RefSeq and is a predicted model, not a curated record. Bases 258 to 1841 code for a protein of 527 amino acids. Gene Ontology annotation, molecular function: group II metabotropic glutamate receptor activity. Lineage: Eukaryota; Metazoa; Arthropoda; Insecta; Lepidoptera; Tortricidae. The transcript is spliced from 4 exons. Gene Ontology annotation, biological process: regulation of synaptic transmission, glutamatergic; G protein-coupled glutamate receptor signaling pathway. Gene Ontology annotation, cellular component: membrane.